UUUUGGUGCCACGCAAUCACUUCUUCUUCGUCCCCUUGCUCCGUGUCAUUUCUCUCUCUCUCUCCUCUGCAACUUCUCGGUGGUGUGCUCUGCGACUGGGAGAGAUCUCCAUCUCCGCCGGAGAAUCAUGGGCAAAGGUCCUGGCCUCUACUCCGACAUCGGCAAAAAAGCCAAAGAUCUUCUCUACAAGGACUAUCAGAGCGACCACAAGUUCACCAUCACUACCUCCUCGGUCACCGGUGUUACUAUAACAUCUGCGGCAACAAAGAAAGGUGAGCUGUUUCUGGCUGAUGUUAAUACCCAGCUGAAGAACAAGAAUGUUACCACUGAUGUCAAAGUGGACACAAACUCCAAUCUUGUCACAAAAAUUACCGUUGAUGAACCUUGCCCUGGACUGAAGACAAUAUUCUCUUUUACAGUCCCAGAUCAAAGGUCUGGCCAGAUUGAGCUACAAUAUUUGCAUGACUAUGCUGGGAUAAGCACAUCCGUUGGAUUGACAGCAAAUCCUUUUGUCAACUUUGCUGCUGUGCUAGGAAAUAAUGUUUUGGCACUUGGCACUGAUCUGUCAUUUGACAGCCAAACAAGUAAUUUCACCAAAUGCAAUGCUGCCGUCAGCUUCUCUAACGCUGAUCUGAUUGCUUCAUUGGCCCUGAACAACAAGGGCGACUCACUGACUGCAUCCUAUUAUCACACAGUGUACCCUGUGACAAGCACUGCCAUUGGUGCUGAGGUUACCCACAGCUUUUCUUCCAACGUGAACACUAUAACUGUGGGAACCCAGCAUGCGCUGGACCCAUUGACCACGUUGAAGGCACGGAUCAACAAUUCUGGUAAGGCAAGCGCUCUUAUCCAGCACGAGUGGCGCCCUAGGUCAUUUUUUACAGUCUCCGGGGAGGUGGACACCAAAUCCAUUGAUAAGAGUGCUAAGGUUGGUCUUGCCCUGGCUCUUAAGCCAUGAUGAGGGUGUUUUCCUCACCUGUGGGUCGGAGCAUUGAUGGGACAAAAGAAUUUAGGAAGCUGUGUAGUUCGAUCAGACCGAUGGUUUUACUUGUUUUUUGGGUUGGUUGUAAUCUCUUUCAGAGAGUAAUGCUGGUUUCCUCAGUUUCUCUCCACUUUUGGGUGGUCUUGGGAGGUGUAAAAAUAAAUGUCCUCGUCCUGAACCCUGGGGGCUACUUUUAGAAUCUUCACUUGUCAAUCGAUCGAAUGGAAGAACGAAGAACUGCAAUUCCAA
This is a messenger RNA of Rhodamnia argentea, 1231 nucleotides long. RefSeq names its product mitochondrial outer membrane protein porin of 34 kDa-like. Lineage: Eukaryota; Viridiplantae; Streptophyta; Magnoliopsida; Myrtales; Myrtaceae. The coding region runs from base 128 to 958 and encodes 276 amino acids. Gene Ontology annotation, cellular component: mitochondrial outer membrane. The record is from RefSeq and is a predicted model, not a curated record. Gene Ontology annotation, biological process: monoatomic anion transmembrane transport. The transcript has 6 exons. Gene Ontology annotation, molecular function: voltage-gated monoatomic anion channel activity.